ACAGCGCAUUAGCGUUUGUGAUUUCCUGUGAGUCUGCAGCUUCAAAGCUAAAGCUAAGGCUCUUUUCAGGGACAGAAACAGCACCUCAGCCAGGACAGGACAGUGUGAGACAGACAGAGGAAGCACAAAAGAGACUCUGUGACCUAACAGAGUCAUGUGUCUAGGAAGAAAAACAGUCUGCUGUGUUUCUUUGGCAGAACAGCGUCUGGUUGGAGUCGCAGAAGAAUGAGGAAGUGCUGAGAGCACGAAGAUCCGACUGGAACACUAACACCCAAGUCCUGCUUAAGAGAAUAUGGAGGAGAACACAACACAAAACCAUAAAAUGGAGGCAGAAGUGGAGGAAUGCAAGAGGAAAGAUGCUGAACAAGAUUGUGAGUUGAGGUUGGUGCUGCUGGGCUGGGCAGGCUCGGGGAAAAGCAGUGUGGGGAAUGCUGUCCUGGGCUUCAAAGCGUUUGAGCCUCGCUGCAGUGCUGACUCCAAGAAGCCGCUUACCAUGAAGUGUGAGAAGAAAUGUGCAAGCGUGGCUGGGAGGAAGGUGGCUGUAGUGGACACUCCAGACUGGUUCUACUCGGAGCGCCCCCUGGUGGAAGUGCACCACCAGCUCUACCUGUGCGAAUCUCUGUCAGCCCCAGGACCCCAUGCCUUCCUGUUCUGCCUCCCUGUGCAUCGGCCAAACGAGCAGGAUCUCCAGGCUCUGGAUGCUUUAGAGAAGGUGUUUGGUCCUGAGUCUGCCAGCAAGCACACUGUUAUUGUCUUCACUCACACAGAACAUCUUUCAAAGGAUCUUACUCUAGAGGAGCACCUUAGCACUGAGCGCAAAGACUUGCUGGAGCUGGUGGAGAAGUGUGGAGGCCGCUAUCAUGUCCUUGAGCUCCGAGCAGAAGGAGAGGUGGAUGAGGAGGAGAGAAAGGGAAGAAAGAACGUGGAGGAAUUGCUGGAGAAAGUGGAGAAGAUGGUGAAAGAGAGCGGCAAAGAAUUUUACACCUUCCCUCCGUUCGUGCAGAUGGACUCUGAAGGGAAUGAAGAGGGAGAUGAAAGUGUGCGGAGGAGGAGAGGGGCAGAGGAGGAGGAAAGGUGUGAGGAGAUGGCAGAGGGGAGUGCAGAUGGUCUGGAAGUGGUGGAGAAUGAAGACAGCGCUUUAUCUCCUCCCUCACCCCCUCCAUCGUUCAUGCGCUGGCUGUGGGACAGUGUGGUGGGAUGGGUGCUGUGGCUGCCCAACAUGGUGAGAGGUAGCACUUUACUUGGUUCUUUUGUUGGGUUGUUCGUUGGGGGGAUAUUUGGAGGGGUUCUGGGGGCUACGGUGGGCUCUGUGGCCACUGAGGUGGGCAGAAGAAAGCCUCAGAACCAGAAAACAAAAUCAAAAUGACUUUGUAGUAGAAACACUCAAGUCAGUCACAAAUUGUUGUGUGCAAACAACUAACAUGUAAUUGUUUUCAAGGCUGUUACUGAAAAUUUCUGCACAAUUCACAAAUCUUUGAGAUGUAAACAAGGUGGUUUUGAGUAGUUUGGUGUUGUAGAGAAACUUAUAGACUCAAGAUUUUCUUUACAGUAGGGUAAAGGAACCAGAGGUCACA
Pygocentrus nattereri (red-bellied piranha) is the source of this 1574-nucleotide messenger RNA. RefSeq lists its product as uncharacterized. Bases 293 to 1366 code for a protein of 357 amino acids. Gene Ontology annotation, molecular function: GTP binding. The transcript has 4 exons. NCBI's taxonomy places the organism in Eukaryota, Metazoa, Chordata, Actinopteri, Characiformes, Serrasalmidae. The record is from RefSeq and is a predicted model, not a curated record.